Messenger RNA from Passer domesticus (house sparrow), 2196 nucleotides. RefSeq names its product putative lysosomal acid lipase/cholesteryl ester hydrolase. NCBI's taxonomy places the organism in Eukaryota, Metazoa, Chordata, Aves, Passeriformes, Passeridae. The coding region runs from base 1 to 1212 and encodes 403 amino acids. The transcript is spliced from 9 exons. The record is from RefSeq and is a predicted model, not a curated record. Gene Ontology annotation, molecular function: hydrolase activity, acting on ester bonds. Gene Ontology annotation, biological process: lipid metabolic process.
AUGAUGUGGCUGUUCCUCACCAUUUCUUGUUUCAUGCUCCUUGCUGAAAAGUCAGAAGAGAACCCCGAGGUGUCCAUGGAUGUUGGCGAAAUUGUGCGGUACCACGGGUACCCCUACGAGGAGCACGAGGUGGUGACACAGGAUGGAUAUUACCUCACCCUGCAGAGGAUCCCCCACGGCAGAGACAGCCCAGAGAGCUUCAGCCUCUCCCACAAGGCAGGGGCGCAGGCAUCCAACAUGUUCUGCCCUGCUCCAAAGGCCGUGGUCCUCCUGCAGCACGGCCUGGUGUUGGAGGGAAGCAACUGGGUCACCAACUUGCCCAACACCAGCCUGGGCUUCAUCCUCGCCGACGCUGGCUACGACGUCUGGAUCGGGAACAGCCGCGGGAACAGCUGGUCACGGAAACACCAGGAGUUUGAGUUCCACCAGCAGGAAUACUCAGCUUACAGCUUCCAUGAGAUGGCCAUGUAUGACCUUCCAGCGUCCAUCAACUACAUCCUGGAGAAAACGGGGCAGGAGCAGUUGUACUACGUGGCUUAUUCCCAAGGCACCACCAUAGGUUUCAUUGCCUUCUCAUCCAUCCCCGAACUGGAUCGCAAAAUCAAGAUGUUCUUCGCCUUGGCUCCCAUCACGGUGAACUCGAACAUGAAGUCCCCCUUGGUGAGGGUGUUCGACCUCCCCGAGGUGCUGAUUAAGAUCAUUUUAGGACAGACAGUGGUCUUUGAUAAGGGUGAGGUCCUGAAGCAAGUGAUUUCCAGAAUGUGCAUCUACCCCAUGCUGAAAACCGUGUGCUCUUUGGUCUUUUACCUGCCCGGCGGGUUUACCAACAGCUUGAACGUGAGCCGCAUGGAUGUCUACCUGGCCCGCUACCCUGACUCCACAUCCCUAAAAAACAUGUUGCACUGGCGCCAGCUCUAUCAGACAGGGGAAUUCAAGCAUUAUGAUUACGGCAGUGACAACGUGCUUCAUUACAACCAGACCACUCCUCCCUUCUAUGAGCUGGAGAACAUGAAGACCCCUCUGGCUGCCUGGUAUGGGGGCAAGGACUGGAUUUCAGCCCCUGAGGAUGUGAACAUCACCCUGCCCCGUAUCUCCAACGUGGCCUACAAAAAGUACAUCCCCGAAUUUGUGCACUUUGACUUCCUCUGGGGCCAGCAGGUCUACGAGCAGGUCUACAAAGAAAUGCUUGACCUGAUGGAGAAGGGCACCUAGAGCUGGAGCAGUGGCAGUGAUUGUUGGAUUCUCAAUGACUUCUGGGGCUUCUUUCAUCUUGAGGGGGGAAAUGAUUAAAAAAAGAAAAAAAAAAAAGAAGAAAAACUGGGGGGAAAAGCUCAAUAAACUGCUACACUUGGUCUGGAUUGAUAUUACUCUGGCCAGGGAGGAAGACCAGGCAAUUCAAUGACUGGGGAAGCUUUCUGGAUUGAGGUUCACUAGGGUGAGGUCCCUGCAGAAGUUGAGCACAGCCCUCACACCCUGAGUCUCCCACGUGCCUCCCUCACACCCAGUUCAGUGGAACUUGGCUUCUGGUGGCCACUGUGGACUCUGGGCUCCUUGAGCUUGGGUUCCCAGCUGCAAACAUCUGGCCAGAAGCUCCGUGCCCUCCUGGAUGCUGGUGUCCCACAGGAGCAGGUCUGCUGGGAUGAAGCCACGUGGUGGAUGGAUUCUGCUCGAUUCACCUUCUGGCAACACUUCCACACCAGGAAUCCCAACAUCUGGCACUCAGUGCCUUCCUCCACAGCUGGCAGGAGCUGUAAACGUCCUGCCUGGUGACAGUGAAGAGUGCCCAUAGGUUUGUAUCCAUGAGAACCUCCCACGUUACUAAAAAAGGGACACCUUUCUGAGAUCCACGCUGAUUUGGAUGAUCUUACUUAUGCACAAAGGAGUUUCAAUAAGCUCUAGCAGGAAAUACCAUUUUGCACCACUUUAAGCUAUUCUGAGGCACAAACCCAGCUGCAAAAACCAUCUUUUGCUGCCUCUCAGAGAGACAGAAGAAGAGUGUGGUGGAAAGCAGUAACGAGCCUAAAUCUGUUUUCAGCUUCUGCAUUAAAUUGUUCAUAAUACCUUGAUCAGAGGAGAAAUGGUAAAUUUGCCAGUUUGUGUAAUUACCUUCUUAAAAUAUGCCUGGGAGCAAGCAGGGAAAAGGAUAAGGUUCUCUUUCCACAAAUACGUAAUGAUGAGGAUGAUGAUGAUGAUGAU